Messenger RNA from Fraxinus pennsylvanica, 861 nucleotides. The record is from the annotation of a GenBank genome assembly. NCBI's taxonomy places the organism in Eukaryota, Viridiplantae, Streptophyta, Magnoliopsida, Lamiales, Oleaceae.
AUGUUCGAUUUGACGAGAAUGAAGAGAGUCACUGACCCGUUGGACGAUAAAGUGAAGGCACGGAUCUUCGGCAGCAGUGGGAGCGAACACAGUGCUCAAGCUGAUGACGACGUCGUUUCACCCUAUCUUUUCUUCGGUUUUCCUAUUGAUGAUACUGCCGGAGAUUAUUCUUCUGUAGAGAAGAGUAACAAUGAUCUGGAUUCUGAUGAACGCGAUUCAUCAACGUAUGAUCCUGCUAAUGGAGAUUUGAUUGAACGAAUUCUCAAUGAUCGGACAGAUUCGUUUAAGAAUAUGCUUCUGGCUCAUGUUUUAAAAGCUGUGCAAGUGUUUUCGAGCGUGAGAUCGGACAAACAGAUUUUCCGGCGGAACGUGAUGGCGUUUUUGAGACAGUACGGACACAAUGCGGCAAUAUGCAAGACGAAAUGGGAGAGCUCCGGCGGGCUAACAGCCGGAAAUUACGAGUUCAUCGACGUUAUACUGCGAGACUCAACUCGGUAUUUCAUAGAUCUAGAUUUUGCUGCCGAGUUCAAAAUAGCAAGGCCGACGAAUUUUUACGAGCAUCUACUGCAAUUCAUUCCGACAGUGUUCGUCGGCAAGGACGAGGAAUUGAAGCAGAUUUUGAAGAUAAUGAGCGACGGCGCAAAAAGAUCGUUGAUAUGCAGAGAACUCACUCUACCGCCAUGGCGAAAACACCGUUUUUUGCAGAACAAGUGGUUUGGUCCGUACCGUCGGACGGCGAAUCUCUUCCCUUAUACGUUGCCGUCUAACCAGAGUUACUGCGUUAAAUGUCGAGCCGUCGGUUUUGACGCCGCCAUUAACGGCGGAAGUCUGUUGUUUCCCUCGACAGCACGUACAAGAUAA